Molecule: messenger RNA, 621 nt
Organism: Mesorhabditis spiculigera
Lineage: Eukaryota; Metazoa; Nematoda; Chromadorea; Rhabditida; Rhabditidae
Source: the annotation of a GenBank genome assembly
AUGCGCCCCGGAGCCACCGUAAUCCUCAUCUGUCUAUUUUUGCUAUUUUUCCAAUAUGCGGGCGCGCAAGAUGUUUGCGCUUCCGCGCCGACCGAAGCGCUGCGGACCAUCUGCCGCCAGAUCCAGACAAUGGACGCUGAUAUGAACACGACAACUCCGAAGGUCCAAACGACAGCUGCGGGUCGAACGAUGGUUCUCCCGCCCCAGAACUCCGCCUACCAAUGCCAAAAUAUCAGCUGCAUCUGUGGCUACAUCGCCGGUCGCUUCUCAAAUGGCCAGUGCACACUACAAAACGGACAAGUCUACCGUAAGGCCGUCCGGAAAGAGUGGCGAAUGUUGAGUGAAGCGGAAAGAAUGGCCUACGUGCGGGCUUUCCUCGAGAUUACGAAUAACGGAAAAUACAAGGAACUCUCCGAAAUCCACCACCAAAUGGCCACCGUAUCCCCGGGGGCGCACAGCGGCCCGGCUUUUCUGCCCUGGCAUCGCGAACUUACAAAGAGGCUUGAAAUAGCGCUCCGCGAAGUUGACCCAAGCGUCACGCUGCCGUACUGGGAUUCGACGCUGGAAUCGGCGCUACGGAACCCAGGCUUUGUAUCUAGAAAAAUUUGCGUCUUGCGCGCC